Ctenopharyngodon idella (grass carp) is the source of this 4263-nucleotide messenger RNA. It is a transcript of the gene xpr1b, whose product is annotated as xenotropic and polytropic retrovirus receptor 1b. Bases 311 to 2416 code for a protein of 701 amino acids. Gene Ontology annotation, cellular component: cytoplasm; plasma membrane; Golgi apparatus. Gene Ontology annotation, molecular function: inositol hexakisphosphate binding. The record is from RefSeq and is a predicted model, not a curated record. Gene Ontology annotation, biological process: cellular response to phosphate starvation; phosphate ion transport. Lineage: Eukaryota; Metazoa; Chordata; Actinopteri; Cypriniformes; Xenocyprididae. The transcript is spliced from 15 exons.
GAUGGCGGCCGCUGGAGCUUCAGUCUCAGAUAUCAGGCAGAGAAGACCUCUGUCUGGAGCUCCUGAAGCCCAUUAAACCACUGCUACCAGCGUCCCGCAGUACUUGAAAAAACACCUGAAGGGAUAAUGAGGAACACUGGGAUCGGCUGUUUGAAAAUAUCGCAAUAUUUCCCCUGAAUAUGUGUCUCGCGGAGCAGCGAAAAACAGCCUUUAAUCUGAGGGUGAUUUUCUGCUCGCGAUGAUUCACUGGUAAUUUUCCAGCAGCGCGAGACUCUCCUCAGACAAAAAAUACCCCGAAAUAUUCAUAAAAAUGAAAUUUACCGAGCACCUAUCUGCCCACAUCACCCCGGAGUGGAGGAAACAAUACAUUCAAUAUGAGGCUUUUAAAGAAAUGUUGUACUCCGCCCAGGAUCAAGCCCCAUCAAUCGAAGUCACAGAUGAAGACACUGUCAAGAGAUACUAUGCCAAGUUUGAGGAGAAGUUCUUCCAAACAUGUGAGAAGGAGCUGGCCAAAAUCAACACUUUCUAUUCAGAGAAGCUUGCCGAAGCACAGCGGCGUUUCGCCACGCUCCAGAAUGAGCUGCAGUCGUCUCUGGACGCACAGCGGGAGAGCAGCCGAGCCACGGAUCUGCGCCGGCGUCGCACUGUCUUCCACCUGUCGCAGCAGGAGCGCUGCAAACAUCGCAAUAUCAAAGACCUGCAGCUGGCUUUCAGCGAGUUCUACCUCAGCCUUAUUUUGCUGCAGAAUUACCAGAAUCUAAACUUCACAGGUUUUCGGAAGAUUUUAAAGAAACAUGACAAGAUAUUUGAGACGACUCGAGGUGCUGAUUGGCGUGAGGCCCAUGUUGAAGUGGCUCCUUUUUACACCUGUAAGAAGAUCACUCAGCUCAUCUCUGAAACCGAGGCCCUUGUUACUGCAGAGCUGGAGGGAGGAGACCGACAGAAAGCUAUGAAGAGGCUCCGAGUGCCCCCACUGGGAGCAGCGCAGCCUGCACCAGCAUGGACCACUUUUAGAGUAGGACUCUACUGUGGUGUCUUCGUCGCUUUAACAGUCACAGUCAUCAUCGCAGGUGUGGUAAAACUGGUUAUUGAGGAGAAGAAUGAGGAGAGUGAUGUGGAGAGGAAUGUGUGGCCCCUGGUAAGAAUUUAUCGGGGUGGUUUCCUGCUCAUCGAAUUCCUUUUCUUGUUGGGCAUCAACACAUAUGGCUGGAGGCAGGCUGGCGUGAACCAUGUCUUAAUAUUCGAGCUCAACCCCCGCAACAACCUGUCCCACCAACAUCUCUUUGAGAUUGCUGGUUUCCUUGGAGUUCUUUGGUGCGUCAGUAUUCUAUCCUGCCUCUUCGCUAAGGACACAAUGAUACCUAUACAAGUGAACCCUCUAGCUCUCUAUGGGUUCUUCUUCUUCUUCCUUAUCAACCCUUUCAAAACAUGUUACUACAAAUCUCGCUUCUGGCUGCUCAAAUUACUGUUUCGAGUGGUCACAGCUCCAUUUCACAGAGUGGGGUUUGCAGAUUUCUGGCUGGCUGAUCAACUCAACUCUCUUGUAGUGGUUCUGAUGGAUCUGGAGUACAUGAUCUGCUUCUACAGUAUGGAGCUUAACUGGACCAAGUCUGAGGGGGAGCUAUGGAUUAAAGACGGUGGAGGGAUUUGUCACUCAUAUUCAUAUGGAGUACGAGCUGUAAUCCAGUGUUUGCCUGCCUGGUUCCGGUUUGUGCAGUGCCUAAGGCGUUACCGGGACACAAAGCGUGCCCGCCCUCACCUGCUCAAUGCUGGCAAAUACUCCACUACUUUCUUUGUGGUCAUCUUUUCUGCACUUUAUAAGACACAUAAAAGUCUUCCGGAAGGUCAGGUCUUCUUUUACCUGCUAAUUGCCUGCAAGAUCAUUAACUCCUGCUACACCUUAUUGUGGGACCUGAAGAUGGACUGGGGUCUGUUUGACCGUAAAGCAGGGGAAAACACCCUUCUCAGAGAGGAGAUAGUAUAUCCACAAAAAGCUUACUAUUACUGUGCCAUAAUAGAAGACGUAAUCUUGCGUUUUGCAUGGACCAUUCCGCUUUCCCUUGAGGUUGUGACUUCAUACCCUUACAUUUCUGAGAUUUUGGCCACUGUCCUCGCACCGCUAGAGGUCUUCAGGCGCUUUGUCUGGAACUUCUUCCGCCUGGAGAAUGAACACCUAAAUAACUGCGGUGAGUUCAGAGCGGUGCGGGACAUCUCAGUAGCGCCUCUGAAUGCAGAUGACCAAACGCUUCUUGAGCAGAUGAUGGACCAGGAGGAUGGUGUGAGGAACAGAUCGGGAACAGGAAAGAAGAACUGGAAGAGAAGCUACAGCAUGUCUUUAAGAAGACCACGCCUCUCCUCCCAGUCGAAGGUCCGAGACACCAAAGUCCUGAUAGAGGACACAGAUGAUGACACCUGACCCCUGCGUCCUCAAUGACUUGAGAAAGUGUUUUUAAAGGACCAUAGACCUCAGUGAGCCUUGACUCUUCAGAAGCUAUUCAAUCAAUCCAUCACAAAGCUGCCUGACUACACCACACACACAUAUUUCACACAAGACUUCACUGACUCGUACACGCAUAUGAGCUCACAACAGGAGCGGCCACUUCUUAGUUACUGUACUGUUUUUGAUUCCUUCAUUGCUGCCUUGAUCAUUUUUGUGAAGAUCCAAAAAGUAGAUCUUCAAAUGAAUUCAAAGGACAGUGUGUAUAGAUACAUCAGUUCACAAACCGCUUGAUUGGACUGCAGUCAUACAAACCAAACACCUGACUGGACACUUCAUCGCAGCAGUUGUGAUCAAUCAAUCGGUUUGGCUACUUUGUUUUUUAAGACUGUUUUUUAUGAGGAGGGUAUGAAGACACUCAUGUAGCACAUGGACUGGUUUACCCUCGUUCAUGAAAAUGGCAAUUUCUACUUUUUUUUUUUUUUUUUUUGAAUGUACAUUUCAUUGUUAUUUAUGUGAAGGAGCGAUGCCUUGAACGUUGCUUUAAAGAAAAUUUGGUAACACUUUACAAUAAGGUUCAUUUGUUAACAUUAGUUAAUGAAUUAACUAACAUGAACUAAUGAUGAGCAAUACAUUUGUAAUAAAAAUACAGCAGUUCAGUGCUUGUUCAUGUUACUUUACAGUCUAUUAACUAAUGUUAACAAAUACAACUCUUGAUUUUAAUAAUGUAUUAGUAAAUGUUGAAAUUAACUUUAACAAAGAUUAAUAAAUGCUGUUGAAGUGCAGUUCAUUAUUAGUUCAUGUUAACUAAUGUAUUUAACUAAUGUUAACUAAUGAACCUUGUAAAGUGUUACCGAAAAUCUUUUAAAUAUAGCAAGGAUUUACCUUGGACCUUUACCCAGGACCUCUUCAUGCUUUUGACCAACCCUCAGGUGGCUCUGAAUGAAAAAUACCAAUUUGACAUUUAUGGUCAUUAAAUACUUUGCCAGUGUAUGUCGAUUUAAACACAAACCACCAAUGUAGUUACCUGCUCUUAAAAUGCCAAAUGACAAUUAAUGCCUAUGUUUGUUUUAAAACAUUUUUCUUUCAUUUGUCUUAAAGUCAGUCCAGUUUUUUCAAGAGGUGCUGCUUUGUAGACCCAGAAAGAGAAAAACCCCUUUUGCUUUAAAUGUGUCAGGCUCAAGUUAUGAGCAAGCCAAAUAUCUAAAGCAUUCCUCAAGAACAUUUUCUUUUAAAGCAGACUUCCUACCUAUGAUCCUGAAUCUCCAUUUUGUUUUUUUGUUUUUUUAAGUGUUAAACACGCAUACCUUAUUCUGUCGUCACAUUCCACUGAAGUAGCAUUCCAUAUCUCUAUCUGAUUUUUUUUUUUUUUUUUUUUUGGUCAGUGUCUUCCAGAGAACUCCCAGACCACCUGAGGGUUUCAGAGGUUCCAGGGAAAACUGACACCUCUGUUUUCUUUUCAGCUGUAUCUUUGAUACACGAGCACAAAGAUUUUCUGUGUGAAUUGUGAGUAAAACUUGUUGCGUAAAUCAUGAUGUGAUAAAUUAGGCAAGGAUGGUUUUCUGAAUGAUCAAUGCCAGAUAGUUCUCAUAUGAUGGUUUAUAAUCCAUUCCAAUCGCAAACGUGUAUUUGUACAUCUGAAGACCUAGCUGUCUGUGAACGAAAUCAUUGCAAGACAGAAGGUACUGCAGCCGCACAUUCAUGAGAUUCAACUACGCUGCAAGACUCAAAAGACUAUCACCGGCUACACCUCACAUACUAUGUCAUGUACUACUGUCCCAAGUAAAUGCUUGGACCAAAAAUAAAAAAAACAAGGUUCCUCUGUU